Trichobilharzia szidati is the source of this 4665-nucleotide messenger RNA. Lineage: Eukaryota; Metazoa; Platyhelminthes; Trematoda; Strigeidida; Schistosomatidae. The record is from the annotation of a GenBank genome assembly.
AUGUUUAAAGCUCUACCAAUCAUACACCACAUUUAUGUGUAUACCACUGCUACUACCACUACUACUACUACUACUACUACUACUACUACUACUACUACUACUACUACUACUACUACUACUACUACUACUACUACUACUACUACUACUACUACUACUACUACUACUACUACUACUACUACUACUACUACUACUACUAAUACUACUACUACUACUGCUACUACUACUACUACCACAAUAACUGCUACUUCUACUACUACUACAUUAACUUCCACUGCUACUACUGCAAUAAUUACUUCUACUACUACUACUACAAUAACUAAUACUACUGCUAUUACUACUACUACCAUAACUACUACUACUACUACUACUACUACAAUAACUACUACCAUAACUACUACUACGACUACUACCAUAACUACUACUACGACUACUACCAUAACUACUACUACUAAUACUACUACUACUACUACUACAAUAACUACUACUACUACUACUACAAUAACUACUACUACUACUACUACCAUAACUACCAAUACUACUACCAUAACUACUACUACUACUACUACCAUAACUACUACUACUACUACUACUACUACUACUACUAAUACUACUACUACUACCAUAACUACUACUACUACUACUACCAUAACUACUACUACUACUAAUUCUAUUACUACUACUACUACCAUAAAUACUACUACUACUAAUACCAUAAAUACUACUACUACUACUAAUACUACUACUACCAUAACUACUACUACUACUACUACCAAAACUACUACUACUACUACUACCAUAACUACUACUACUACUACUACUACUACCAUAACUACUACUACUACUACCAUAAGUACUACUACUACUACCAUAAAUACUACUACUACUACUACUACUACCAUAACUACCAAUACUACUACCAUAACUACUACUACUACUACUACCAUAACUACUACUGCUACUACUACCAUAACUACUACUUCUACUGCUACUACCAUAACUACUACUACUACUACUACCAUAACUACUACUACUACUACUACCAUAAAUACUACUACUACUACUACCAUAACUACUACUACUACUACUACCAUAACUACCAAUACUACUACCAUAACUACUACUACUACUACUACCAUAACUACUACUACUACCAUAAGUACUACUACUACUACCAUAACUACUACUACUACUACUACCAUAACUACUACUACUACUACUACCAUAACUACUACUACUACUACUACCAUAAAUACUACUACUACUACUACUACCAUAACUACUACUACUACUACCAUAAGUUCUACUACUACUACAAUAAAUACUACCACUAUUACUACUACUACCAUAACUACUACUACUACUAAUUCUAUUACUACUACUACUACCAUAACUACUACUACUACUAAUACCAUAAAUACUACUACUACUACUACUACUACUACUACUACUACUACCAUAACUACUACUACUACUACUACCGUAACUACUACUACGACUACUAACAUAACUACUACUACCACUACUACCAUAACUACUACUACUACUACUACCAUAACUACUACUACUACUACUACUACCAUAACUACUACUACCACUACUACCAUAACUACCAAUACUACUACCAUAACUACUACUACUACUACUACCAUAACUACUAAUACUACUACUACUACCAUAAGUACUACUACUACUACUACCAUAACUACUACUACUACUACUACCAUAACUACUACUACUACUACUACCAUAACUACUACUACUACUACAAUAAAUACUACUACUACUACUACUACUACCAUAACUACUACUACUACUACCAUAAGUACUACUACUACUACCAUAACUACUACUACUACUACUACUACCAUAACUACUACUACUACUACUACCAUAAGUACUACUACUGCUACAAUAAAUACUACUACUACUACUACUACGACCACUACUACUACCACUACUACUAAUUCCACUACUACUACUACUACUACCAUAACUACUACUACUACUACUACCAUAAAUACUACUACUACUACUACUACUACUACUACCAUAACUACUACUACUACUACUACCAUAACUACUACUACUACUACUACCAUAACUACUACUACUACUACUACCAUAAAUACUACUACUACUACUACUACUACUACUACCAUAACUACUACUACUACUACUACCAUAACUACUACUACUACUACUACCAUAACUACUACUACUACUACUACCAUAACUACCAAUACUUCUACCAUAACUACUACUACUACUACUACCAUAACUACUACUACUACUACUACUACUACCAUAACUACUACUACUACUACUACUACUACCAUAACUACUACUACUACUACUACCAUAAAUACUACUACUACUACUACCAUAACUACUACUACUAAUUCUAUUGCUACUACUACUACCAUAACUACUACUACUACCAAUACCAUAAAUACUACUACUACUACUAACAUAACUACUACUACUACUACUACCAUAACUACUACUACGACUACUACCAUAACUACUACUACUACUACUACUACCAUAACUACUACUACUACUACUACCAUAACUACUACUACUACUACUACCAUAACUACUACUACUACUACUACUACCAUAACUACCAAUACUACUACCAUAACUACUACUACUACUACUACCAUAACUACUACUACUACUACUACCAUAACUACUACUACUACUACUACUACCAUAACUACUACUACUACUACUACCAUAACUACUACUACUACUACCAUAACUACUACUACUACUACAAUAAAUACUACUACUACUACUACUACCAUAACUACUACUACUACUACUACCAUAACUACUACUACUACUACUACUACUACCAUAACUACUACUACUACUACCAUAACUACUACUACUACCAAUACCAUAAAUACUACUACUACUACUACCAUAACUACUAAAACUACUACUACCAUAACUACUACUACUACUACUACCAUAACUACUACUACUACUACCAUAAGUACUACUACUACUAUCAUAAAUACUACUACUACUACUAAUAUUACUACCAUAACUACUACUACUACUUCUACCAUAACUACUACUACUACUACUACCAUAACUACUACUACUACUAACAUAUCUACUACUACUACUACCAUAAGUACUAAUACUACUACAAUAAAUACUACUACUCCUACCAUAACUACUACUACUACUACCAUAAGUACUACUACUACUACCAUAAUUACUACUACUACUACUACCAUAACUACUACUACUACUACCAUAAAUACUACUACUACUACCAUAACUACUACUACUACUACUACCAUAACUACUACUACUACUACUACUACCAUAACUACUACUACUACUACUACCAUAACUACUACUACUACUACUACCAUAACUACUACUACUACUACUACCAUAACUACUACUACUACUACUACCAUAACUACCAAUACUACUACCAUAACUACUACUACUACUACUACCAUAACUACUACUACUACUACUACCAUAACUACUACUACUACUACUACUACCAUAACUACUACUACUACUACUACCAUAACUACUACUACUACUACCAUAACUGCUACUACUACUACAAUAAAUACUACUACUACUACUACUACCAUAACUACUACUACUACUACUACCAUAACUACUACUACUACUACUACUACUACCAUAACUACUACUACUACUACCAUAACUACUACUACUACUACUACCAUAACUACUACUACUACUACUACCAUAACUACUACUACUACUACUACCAUAACUACUACUACUACUACUACCAUAACUACUACUACUACUACCAUAAGUACUACUACUACUACCAUAAAUACUACUACUACUACUAAUACUACUACCAUAACUACUACUACUACUACUACCAUAACUACUACUACUACUACUACCAUAACUACUACUACUUCUAACAUAUCUACUACUACUACUACCAUAAGUACUAAUUCUACUACAAUAAAUACUACUACUCCUACCAUAACUACUACUACUACUACCAUAAGUACUACUACUACUAUCAUAAUUACUACUACUACUACUACCAUAACUUCUACUACUACUACCAUAAAUACUACUACUACCAUAACUACUACUACUACUACUACCAUAACUACUACUACUACUACUACUACCAUAACUACUACUACUACUACUACCAUAACUACUACUACUACUACUACCAUAACUACUACUACUCCUACCAUAAGUACUACUACUACUACCAUAAAUAUUACUACUACUACUACUACUACCAUAACUACUACUACUACUACCAUAAAUACUACUACUACUACCAUAACUACUACUACUACUACUACCAUAACUACUACUAUUACUACUUCCAUAACUACUACUACUACUACUACUAACAUAACUACUACUACUACUACUACUACCAUAACUACUGCUACUACUACUACCAUAACUACUACUACUACUACUACUACUACCAUAACUACUACUACUACUACCAUAACUACUACUACUACUACUACCAUAACUACUACUACUACCAUAACUACUACUACCACUACUACUACUACUACUACUACUACUACCAUAACUACUACUACUACUACAGUGCUACAAUGGAGUCUUUUGCAGUUGAAUAUAAUAAGUAUUGAGAACUCUUGA